AUGUCUCAUUUGGUCCGAUGCAGGAAUUUCGAUGAAGAGGGUCGACCUGUCGGCAACGGAUGCCCCCAUGGUGCAACCUGUGGCUUCGUACAUCCUGAAAAUCCAGCGUGGUCUACGUCGGUGAAGUCCAAUCGUGGCAGCAGAGGACGCGGACGAGGCUUGCCUGGUGGACCGGGUCGCGAUAUCCCUGGUCGCUCAGCUGACACCGGUUGGGCCGCACGCAGGCGCACAUCUGGCGACGCGUUCGGUGGAGCAUCCCCAGCUGGCCGUGGUGGUGGCGGCGGCGGCUGGGAGUCCCCACACCCUGCCGCUUCCAAACCAUCAGAGACCUCGGAGCCCAGUACCAGCGGCUGGGGCGCGUCUUCGCAGUCGGGCGGCGUGGCGGCUUCUGAUCCCUGGGGCUCGGCGCCUGCGACGUCCGCUUGGGGUUCGUCCAGUGGCUGGGGCUCCUCCAGCACCGACAAAGAUAAAAACACAGCUAAUGACAGUGGAUGGGGCAGUUCGUCUGGGGGAUGGGGAGACAGCGGCUGGGGAAGCACAGACACUUCUAAUAAGAACGCUGCCUCGACCAAGGGUAAAGAGAAGGAGAGCUCCUCAGCGUGGUCCAGUGGCUGGGGCUCAACGACUACCCCAUCUACCGGCGGUGCGGGCUCUUCCUGGGGCGCGGAACCCUUGUCGGCCGCAUCAACAUGGUCAUCGAGCGCCAGCACGAUGGCGCCUUCUGCUAGUCCUGCUAGCACAGUGCCGCCUAGCAGCGCGCCCCCUGUGUCAGGCGAUUGGAGCACCUCCAACGUACCUAACGCAGCAUCAACUAUCGCUGACCCUCGACGACGGCCAAGCGUUCAGGUCAACACGGACGUAGCGGACGUCACGAUGAGCGACGUUCCCCCCUCUACUCCACUGCCCCCUCCCGAGCCAACCAGCGCGAUUCCCCAGUCGAAGCGCCAGGUAUCGUCACAGAAACCGAAAGAAGCUGACAUGGAGAAAUGGAAAGACCCGGUCAGGCUACUUUGUCAAGCGAUUGACGCGCGACACCGCUACGAGCUGGCCGAGAAGCAGAAAAUCCGCCUGAAACACUCGCAGCACUCUGGGUAUUACAGCCGAUCCAGUCCGGCCGCACAGAACAUGCUCGACGCAGAGCGCAUGAGCAUUGAACAGACGAUGCAGAUCCUGAGCAAGAAACGCCAUGCUGCGAUCGAGCAGCUCACUUUCAACACGGACCUCGUCGACGUGCGGCUUCAGGAGCUGGCUGGCUUUAAUAUCCCCGCCGACGUGGACGGUUAUCUCAACCAACUGAAAAGAUGGAUGCAGCUGGUUGAUCCUCAGAUCAAAGAUAUAACCCAGCCGCCUGAGCAACCGGCGAGUUCUGCUGAUGCAGACGAGGACAAACCGCUCCCUCCCUUGGACCUCAGUCAGCCGCCGCAGCUUGAGGACGUCACUAUUCUUUCAAAACGUCUCAAAGUCUUGGCUGAGAGCGUUGAGGAGCUCAAAGCUGAAUUAGAAUACUCCUCCCAAAAGAACGUCUGGGAAGAGAUCGAGACAAAGAUCAAAACUUACGAGGCCGAGAAGAAGCAACGCCGAGCAGAGUCGGCGGAGGCACCAAUUGUGCUUCCACCUGUGGCUCAGAUGACGCUCGCUGGCGUCUCUACGCGUCUGGAUGAAGCACACAUGCAGCAGGCGGAGACACGAGAUACCAUUGCGGGUUUACACACUUCUGUCGGCAAGAUCGAAGCGGAUCAAAGAGUGCUUGAGACUCGGAGCAGAGCGAUACUCAAACAGUGCGAAGACUGGCGCGCCGAUUCUCAGAGGCAACAGGUGAAAGCGAAGGAACAGCUUGAAGAAAUCAACAGGAAGUUAGAUGCGGCGCAGACAAGGGCUUCGCAGCGUCCAGAGGAAAUGCAGCGUGUGCCGCAGGUCGAACAGCUCCAUACCGAGCUCGCCUCGGGCUUGAAGCCGUUGCUCGAGGCGACGGUGAAGGACCUGGUGGAGAAGCAUGUGAGCGCGGUGCUACAAGAGCAGUUAAAUUGGUAUCACGUCGAUACGCGAAAGAAGAACGAGCUGAUCCUGGCGUAUGUGUGGGAUAAGCUGGUGCGGUUCUCCAGCUAUGUGCCGGAGGCUGCAGCGGGGACCAGGCAAACGGCGUGAGGACGUAAGUGAGUUUUAGAUCUUGAUAUACAGUAUAAUCGCAAUGUAUGCAUGGACGAUCUCAGUGCAUUCGGCUUGCUUUGUAGCUAUCUUCUUGCUUUCGGGCUGCUUUUACGCGUACUUG
Messenger RNA from Coniophora puteana RWD-64-598 SS2, 2269 nucleotides. RefSeq lists its product as uncharacterized. Gene Ontology annotation, molecular function: metal ion binding. NCBI's taxonomy places the organism in Eukaryota, Fungi, Basidiomycota, Agaricomycetes, Boletales, Coniophoraceae. The record is from RefSeq and is a predicted model, not a curated record. Bases 1 to 2145 code for a protein of 714 amino acids. The transcript has 5 exons.